CGGUUUGAAGUUCGGUCAUGCGCAGUUGUCGGCCAGCGAAGAUGUCAGGCGUCUCCCCAACUCCACUGCUAUUGGAAAGAUAAUCGGUUGGCCCUGGCACUUGUCUUGUUGAGCUAGUGGUUUGUUUGUUUUUUUUGAGGUGCUGAUUUGUUCAGGCAGUUGUCUUUCAGUUUCCCAUCCCCUACCUCUGCCCCAGAAGCCUCAGCGGCCCCUCUUUCCCCCAAGAUGGCGGAGAGGCGGAGGAGCCGCGAAGUUUCUGGAAGCUCCGAGCCGAGUGAAGCGGACGGUACCUCGGAGAGUAAAGGGGUGAACGCUUUCGCCAACGAUGGCAGCUUCAUGGCGCUCUUCAAGAAGAAGAUGGAAGAGGAGAGGCUGAGGAGUGAAGGGGGAGCCGCGCCGAGCGGCGGGGAUAUAGACAAUGGAGGCAAGAGGAGUGUGGCCGCUGGCCAGGAGCAAAGUGCUGAGGCCCAGAGCGACAGGAAGAAAAGCGUGCUGAAUAUUGUGGGAAAGCGGCGAGGUGGGGCAAAGCUAGCCCUCAAGACGGGAAUGGUAGCCAAGAAACACAAGACCGAAGAAGAGGCUGAAGCACGAGGCGGAGAUGCGUGGGCCAAAUACAUGGCAGAAGUGAAGAAAUACAAAGCACAUCAGUGCAGCGAUGAUGACAAAACCCGGCCUCUUGUUAAAUAGCCAGAUUUUCAAGCUCAUGCAGCCAAGAACUGUAUUAUAUUUUACAACCGUUAAGAUCAAGUCCUCCACUCAAUGCCCUCACUGUACAGCCAAUAUGAGAUUUUUUUCUUUUGACUGCCUGGAAUAUGUAUUUAUUUGGAUUUGUGGUUUGAAAACAACACUUGCAAACAAAAAUCCAACACAAUGUUUAAUUUUCAACAUUGAAAUCCUGUCCGCUUUCAAAGUGUGAUUGGUAGUGUACAGUUUCCAUAUAGUUAUGUCUCUCACCCUGUUUCAAUAUAGAACAUAGUUUCCAGACACUUUUAAUCUUUUAUUUUUUAUAAAAUGCACGAUAAAGCUCCAGUUGUCAGUAAAAAAAAAUCCAUGCAUAUUUACUCAUGUGCCUGCAGUUAUUAAUUGCAAAACUGUAGCAAGUUUUUGAAACUUGUACACAAUAUUGUACAUCUUACUGGCCUCUGUUGCCAAGCCAGCUGAAAAUGUGGGGCUGAUUUGAUCAAUGACUGGUCAGACACCUCCCCACAUCUGUGUUGGAAGGAGCCCAUUGCCUGACUGGUGCUGGUGAGGCAUUUACAUUUUUAAUCAGAAUUAUUACAUUACUAGCAUCAAGCUGAACUGUAAGUGGCAGUAUUAGGACUUGUUUCUCAUGAUCUGUUGGCUACAGCAUUUGCACUGCUGAAGACCAGUGCUUUCCUGUGUUUCUUCCUGAGAAUUAGUCUAUCCAGAGGACAUAAGUUGUAAUUGUGACCACUGCUGUGCCUGAAGUGAGCAUUUGGAUGGGACAGCCAAUGUGUGGGACUCCCCCGAAAGAACGUAAAGUUGGAGCGUAAACAGUCAGCUAAAGUGAGCACAGAAAAUGGGAUGGGAUGAAGAAAUGUUUCUCAAGUUCACAAAACUACCUCAGAAGUAUCGGUGAAACAUUAUUAUAAAGCUCUCGUUGCAAUCUACUCAGCUGAGUUUUCACUUUGUUCGUACUGUUUAUCUUUCAGCAGUGCUAGUGAGAUGUUGCUUCUUGUCUGUUGUUUGAAUUUCCCGUUUCUAUUCAUGAGCAGUGAAGAGAGCAUUUCUUCCUCCAUUAAGGAGGUUGGAUUGCAAAAACCAGAAAAUUUGAUAAAGUAGAACCUGUGGGCCACAGUGGUUGCUGCCUCCUGACAAUAGCAGGAGCAGGAUGUGAAGGGAGCAGAAUUAGAAGCUCAAUGCUGCCCGCAUCUUACCAGGUACAAAAAGGUCUGCUAUAUGGUCCCUGUCUUUAGAGUAAUGCAGAUCUCUGACUUGGGCUGUGGAGAUCUGUGCUGGAUUGCCAUAGGACUGUUACUGCAAACUUCUGAUUUUUAUAGGACUUAUCUGUAAUAUCAAUGAUACUUCUAGAUAUGGAAUGAGAUGAAAGUUAAAUGGAGCAAAAAGUAGAUGAGGUGAAGUAGAUCUAGAAUCAUAGAAUAUUUGAUAACAUUGCCUUUAACAAAUUAGUAAUUUGAUAUUUAAGUUUCCCUUUAAAUUAUGCCUCUUGCUUCUCGGUCUUUCUGGAUGUGCCUUUUGUUAUUUCCAGAUUUUCACCACCUUUUAUGGCCAAUUGUUAAAGAAUGAAAGAGAUUCCCAGGCACAUUGUAACCCAUCUUGAUAUUUUCCUGCUCUUAGGCUCAUCUUGUCUUAUUGGAAUGGUUUGUAUUAUGGAGCGGGGGUGACAGUGACUGACGUGGAGAUUGAGCUGUCAUUCAUAUUUUCUGUGCAAUGUACUGCUAGUUUAAAUAUCUGACAUUAGAAGCAAAAGUUCCUUGAUGACUUGGAUGGGGAGUCAGCUGCCUGAGCCAGAAAGUUUACUUGAACUUUGCUGUGUUAGCUUCUUUCAGGUGUAUUGGUGAGUAUGUGGAGCUGGGAAGUCAAAACGUUCAUCUGGGUGGGGGGUUCCUGCACCUGAUCGCUGUCUUAGCUGUCUGCAGUGAAAGAGUUGGGUAUUUGCCAAGAACGUUGGCAAUACUUUUCAUCGUCAAGUAGCCAGAAUUGCUAUGUAUGCUUACAUGAAACAUGGAUGAUACAUUGGAGCCUUGCUAGUGUUUAUAGAAAGUGCCACUUUCUGGAGGUAGGUCAAACAAAUAAACACUAGCACUUUUGUUUGAAGGAUUUUGAAAUUUUUGUUUUUCAGACUUACUUGAACUAUAGGGACCAAGAUGCACUUACUAUCAAAUUAAACCAUAGUUAUUCACCCUGUAAAUAGUGCAGCAAUGAAGAGCUGAGCCAUAUCAGCAAUCCUAUGGCUUUGCUGAGUUAGUUCAUCCUGGCCCGGAUAGAGUUGCCUUCAGCUCUUCCUGAGUUGCAGAAAAUGAAAUCUGGUGUAGUUCCCACUUCUGUUACAUGUGUGGAGGUUGCGAUUUAACUGAUGCUCUGCUAGUUGAAUGGCCUGCUACUGCUAUCAGGCUGAUUUUUGUGAAUAGUAAUUUGGGUUAAUCACCACAGAAUGCCAAACCCAGUGGAAUCGUAACCAGUCUUGAGCCUCAGCCGUAACUUGGUGAGGCACUUUCACUGCUGAGUUAGGGUGUAGGUCAAAGCCUCACUCCGCAGAUUUGAGUGAACAGAACUGUAUAAAGUUACUUGACAGUUUCGAUUGAGAAAUUGCUGCACUGUCAGAGAUGCUGUCUUUUGGAUGAGAUUAAACCAAGGCCCUGUUGUCUAGCGUGACCAUUUUUUGAAAAGAAGGGCAAAGGAGCUCUGAUGUUUUAACUAACUUUCACCUAAACCAGUGAAGAUACUGAUUAUUUGGUCAUUUAUCUUGCUUAGAGGGACCUUGCAGUUUGCAAAUUGGCUGCGAAUUAAUUUAGAACAAACUGAGCUCAAAAUCCAUAUGUAAACUUGUGCGGGAGAAGAAAAAUAGUUCUUUUAAAAUCAAUUUUUGGGCAAGGGGAUUGAAUCUUAACUUCCUAAUUAUGUAUAAAGAUCUGUGAUUAAUAGAAUCAAUAAGGAGUUCUGGAAGUUCGUUUGGAAUUAACUAGUCAUGGGUUACUCAAUUGAAUAAUAUUGGUCAUGCCAGACAUUGAGGAUGGCAAGUUUUCCAUAGCUCCAUAUGUGAAGGGUGUUUCAGUACAGUAGAACUGAGAACCAAUUCUCAAUCUCUACACUUCUAAAUGUGAGACUUCUUAGCUUUGGUGAGUAACAGACAUAAAAUAUGUCAUGGAAACAUCAGCCAUGAAAUAAGUACAAACCUUCUUUUAUCCAGAAUCAGUGCAAUUUUACCCAGGUGAAAUCUAAGCAAGCCAGUGCUUGUGAAGACUUCACCAUGCAAUUCAUACUCCAUGAUCUAAACUGAUGACUAAUUUGGAUUUUGUUAUAACUUGGGAUUUCAUUUGGUAGCAAUAUUCCAGUGAUAGAUAAAGGUCAGUUUUCACUUUCUUGAAAAGCAUAGGUAUAAAUGUGGUUCUUUUCUCCUGCACCCUCACCCCCAUAAAAUACUUUUGAACCUUCUCCCAUUGCUGACCAGUUUCUAGAAUGUAAUGCAGCAACUUAGCUCAAUAUCACUGGCAACUUUUCAAUUCACUAUGUAUGGCCAUAAAAUGUCUUUGGCAGUUUUUUGUUUUUGGUUUGGGGCGGUGGGAAUGCUAGAGGUGGGGUGGAGAAAGAGCAUAUUCUAAGCCACUAAUUUGGUUUGACCAGAAGGUAAAAGAAAACCGCAGUACCCAGCUCAUUAGUUUGACUAUUGAUUUUUUUUUUCUUUAAACUGAUGUUUAAGCAUUUGCUUUCUAAAAUCAAAUACUAGCCUAUGAUAUAUAAAGCAAGUUAACGGCGGAUGUGUCUGAUAACCAUUGGUGUACAUGUCUAAUAUUUAAUGUAUUGCUGACACUUCAGUGCCAUGCUGUGUUUUGCAUGCAAAGUAGCCUUUCAAAAUAAAAAGAAAAGCCAGUCUCCUCACA
Rhincodon typus (whale shark) is the source of this 4583-nucleotide messenger RNA. RefSeq names its product telomerase RNA component interacting RNase (gene trir). The record is from RefSeq and is a predicted model, not a curated record. Gene Ontology annotation, molecular function: 3'-5' exonuclease activity; 5'-3' exonuclease activity. Lineage: Eukaryota; Metazoa; Chordata; Chondrichthyes; Orectolobiformes; Rhincodontidae. Bases 226 to 687 code for a protein of 153 amino acids. The transcript is spliced from 3 exons.